AUGGAAAAGAACAUCUGCUAUCGGCAGCGAGGAGAAAAGAAGUCGUCUACGACGAUUGCGUACUCGAGGACUCCUUGUCCCAAGGAUAAUGGCACAUCAAGGAGGACCCAAAUGGUGGACUACGAGACCACCAAGGAAUCGUUCAAAAGAAGAAGGGCUUUGAGGCUAGAACUGAAUGCAUCGCACAUAAAAUGGAUAGUUGCUAACAAAAACCUAACACUAGCUGUAAUAAAGAAGAAGAAGAAGAUUUUGCGGAAGAUUUUUCAAAACACACGGGUCACUAGAAGAAAGAAGAUUCUGGAAGCAGCACAAAGAAGAACGAGUCUAAAGAAGUGUUGCAGGGAUCUCCGAGAAUAUAAUAUUCCGCUAGCAGCAUUGCUGAGCGAAGAAGGGACUCGCACGUCUUCUCGUCGUCAGAUGGAAAUCAUUACGGAGAGGUUCUAUUCGAACCUUUUCCGUUCAUCAACUCCUGUGUCAAUUCCAAUCAUCCCCACUGGUGAAACUCCACCACAGAUUUUCUCUUCGGAGGUACGAGUCGCUAUCAAGAGCAUGAAACAUGGCACAGCCCCCGGACCUGAUUUUAUAUCAGCUGAAUUUCUUCGGGCUGGUGGCCAUCCACCUCAUUUAAUCUUAGCAGUGCACAUGACAUCCUACCUUCAGAAAAAAAAAAUCCCAAACCGGUGGAAGACCUCGCGAACCGUUCUUAUCCAUAAGAAAGGUGACCGAGAGGACCUUCGGAACUACCUCCGAUAUGCUUGCUGA
Necator americanus (New World hookworm) is the source of this 762-nucleotide messenger RNA. RefSeq lists its product as uncharacterized. The transcript has 2 exons. Bases 1 to 762 code for a protein of 253 amino acids. The record is from RefSeq and is a predicted model, not a curated record. Lineage: Eukaryota; Metazoa; Nematoda; Chromadorea; Rhabditida; Ancylostomatidae.